Messenger RNA from Polypterus senegalus (gray bichir), 1393 nucleotides. RefSeq lists its product as uncharacterized. The transcript is spliced from 10 exons. The coding region runs from base 196 to 912 and encodes 238 amino acids. NCBI's taxonomy places the organism in Eukaryota, Metazoa, Chordata, Cladistia, Polypteriformes, Polypteridae. Gene Ontology annotation, biological process: regulation of attachment of spindle microtubules to kinetochore; spindle organization; mitotic sister chromatid segregation. Gene Ontology annotation, cellular component: kinetochore; centriolar satellite; mitotic spindle. The record is from RefSeq and is a predicted model, not a curated record.
AUUUUACUUGCCGCGGUUUGUUGUCGUCUUAAUAUGACUGCGGAGCGGAGUACUUACAGAAGUUUGUUGCAGAGUCUGACUCAACAACUAAAGACAAAGUCUAACCUGUUUGAAGGGUGAGUCUCUGGAUAUGUCACUUUACAUGACUGACUUCACGGGAGUGUGCUGACUCUCUCUGACUCUAAGAUUAUCUCAAUGAAGUCUACGACUGAAAAUUCCUGGAAAAGUAGCAUAAGGAUUGAAAAAGGCAUGUUAUCAUCCAAAGUUCCAGUUUCCCGCACCUUGAAAGAGAAAUUAUCCAGAAUGGCUCCUGAUAAUGGUCCUGCCACAGGAGGGAAUAAAGAAGAACAUAUUAUUGGCAAAAUUUCAGCAGUUGGCCCAAAACGUCCAGCACAUUCAACACAGGUUUCAAGCACUUAUCACAGGAGAAAGCUGGGAAAUCCCAUCAAAGAAUCUAUAGCUGAAGUAGAACUUCUAAGACUCAAGACAGAAAAUCAAAAGCUAAAUAAUGAUCUUUCUGAGGCAAAGGAAAAUAUUAAUCAAUUAUCAGACAGAAAUUCCCAACUGGUGUGUGAUAUUGAAAAGCUUCAGAUGAAUCUUGAAACCAGCAUGAUCUUUUUGGGAAAAAAUAAUAUAGACCCAGUUUUUACAGGAAAGACUCUGGAAUCUGUAAAAGACCACGAAGAAACUAGAAAAAAGACAAUGAGCACAGUUAGAGACUUGAAGCAAGAGCUGGAGAAUUUCAUUAGCAGUGCUGCAGAACAUAGAAAACAGCUACAGGAAUUUGAGUCUAAACACAGAUUACUACAAGAAGAACGAAAGCGCUGUGUUCAAGAGCAAGCAGCCUUUGAAAACGACUUGCAGUGUAUGCAGAGAGAGCUUGAAAAAGCCAAAGAGCUCUUGGAAAUGUAAUAUAAUGUUUCAUAACCUGAAAGCACACAAACAAAAAACUGCAUUUUGAAAACACUUGUCAUUUUCUGCUAAUUUGUAUGUUUAUGACUGAGGGUUGUUGUUGUAAAUCUUUAUAUAACUUUACUCUGAAUUUAAUCCUUUACAUAUUUUAUAUUUGUAUAUGUAUAUUUUUGUGUACAUGAGUUCCUGUUCUUUAAUAUGUUAGUGGAUCGUGGCAGAGUAUAAUAUAUUUCACCAAGGGAGAACACCCAUACCCAUGCUUUGAUGAUCACCAUUGAUUCACCAAGGGGGACAACCAUGGGUCAAGAAGACACUGAUAAAAGGGAGUUGCAACAUCAAAAAGACUGAAAAAACAUUGCCUUAUCAAGUGUAAACCAAGAUGAAACAUCACAGGAACUGAAACAUUUGUUAAUUUUGUAAUUUCUUGUUUGUUAAGAUUUGGCUUCCUCUUAAUAAAAAUAAACAUUUUUUGAAAAGGUAA